GAAAAAAAGGAUAUAGUUCCUUGGAAAUGAGUCAGUGUGUUCCCAGUUGGGAUGUGGACGAUAAUCAUGCCACCAGCCGCCACUCCCUCCGCUCUAACUCCAACUUCACCGCCGCCGAUGUACAUACGUCGGACUAUGAAGUAGCGGAAUUAACAUGGGAAAAUGGCCAACUAGCCAUGCAUGGUUUAGGUCCGGCACGUGUUCCGGCUAAGCCCUUGAUUUCCAACGCUCCUUCUAAGUACAAUACUUGGGAUAAGCCACGGGCUAAUGGCACUUUGGAGUCCAUAGUGAACCAGGCCACUCGUGUUCCGUAUCUUAAGGUUUCUCUUCACGGCGGAGGGGAUGAAAUUGUACCCUGUUUAGACCAACGCCGUUCUGCGGCGGAUGCUUUGGUUCCUUGCUCGAAAAGGUCGUCGGAGGAUAACUGGACUCCGGGAAUCGGAAGAUCUCGCUUGGGGGGAUGCUCUACUAAGGUGGGAUCCUGUAGUGUGCCGGCCGGUACACAAGACGAUGAUAUACUCGUCACCGGGAAAUGCACACGGGCGGCGGCGGGUUGUGUUCCUGUAACACCGGAGUGGAGCGGCAAAAAACAAAGCGCAAGCGCCAGUGCCACGUUAGGGAGAGAGAGCCACCAAUACGUUACUUUUGAUACGUAUGAGAAAGAUUUGGGCGUGGGCUUUACUUCUAAUUCCUUUGGUUCCCCGGAAAACACAAGCUCUACAAAACCCUGUACCAGAGACACCACCACCGCCGCCGAUGAUCACGACUCUGUUUGUCACAGUACACCCCAGGGGGAGAGAAUGGAGGAGGAGAAGAAGGAAACUGGGAAAGCUUCAGUUUUAAAUAAAAGAUGCAGAGCUGCUGCCAUCCAUAACCAGUCUGAACGUAAAAGAAGAGACAAGAUAAACCAAAGGAUGAAGACAUUACAGAAGCUGGUUCCCAAUUCUAGCAAGACCGACAAAGCUUCGAUGCUAGACGAAGUGAUUGACUAUCUGAAACAACUGCAAGCACAAGUUCACUUGAUGAACAGGAUGAACAUACCACCACCAAUGAUGUUGCCGAUGGCAAUGCAACAGCACCCCCAAAUGUCGGUGAUGGCUCCGGCGAUGGGGAUGGGCAUGGGUUUUAUGGAUAUGAGCGGUAUCGUCCGUCCCAACAUGGUGGGCAUCUCGCCCGUUAUGCCUAAUCCUUUGAUGAAUAUGACUUCCUGGGAUGGUUCCGGUGAGCGGUUACACCAAGCUGCCUCUGCAAUGCCGGACCCUCUUUCCUUGUUCUUGGCGUGCCAAUCACAGCCGAUGACCAUGGAUGCUUACAGCCGGCUGGCCGCUAUUUAUCAGCAAAUGCAACAACCACCGGCGUCUGGUUCUAAGAGCUAAGCUUCAAACCAUUAC
Molecule: messenger RNA, 1391 nt
Organism: Hibiscus syriacus
Lineage: Eukaryota; Viridiplantae; Streptophyta; Magnoliopsida; Malvales; Malvaceae
Product: transcription factor UNE10-like
Exons: 6
Coding region: 27-1376 (449 amino acids)
Cellular component (GO): nucleus
Molecular function (GO): protein dimerization activity
Source: RefSeq, a predicted model, not a curated record